Messenger RNA from Neodiprion fabricii, 3157 nucleotides. RefSeq lists its product as uncharacterized. The record is from RefSeq and is a predicted model, not a curated record. Bases 309 to 2081 code for a protein of 590 amino acids. Lineage: Eukaryota; Metazoa; Arthropoda; Insecta; Hymenoptera; Diprionidae. The transcript is spliced from 3 exons.
CGGACCUUGAACAGUUAAGGCCAUUGCCGAAGAUCCAGUUUUGAUCGCGCGAUUUUGUUGUUUAUAUAAUUAAUAUUAAAACGUGCUUCGAGUUUGCUGUUUGGCAUCCAGUGUGCAGCGAACAGUUAUUAUACUCCGUUGCACUGCAUUUAUUGGAAAGCUGACCACUACCAUGUAAAACACGUUCACGCAGGACACUUUUCACGAACGUCAUCAUGAGACAUCUGCUGAGACAGUAAACUGGUUAUCCUGAAUAUUUUACACUUAAACAACCGUGCUCGUGACCAGUGGAGGGAAAUCGGGUGAACAUGUCAGGGUUGAAAUUUGCGGUUUCGUUACUUUUGAUCGGUCUAAUCGUGGACGGAUCUUUGGGCGACACUAGAUUCCUUGCGAAAACGAAUUACAGUGUUUCCGAUCUUUUCAAAACUAAGAACACCAAUUUAAAAAUAUCCCAGGACCCCAUUGCCGUAACAAAAAGUCCGUGGCAUGAGGCUAAUUCGAAACUCGAAGACGACGUCUCGAUUUACGGAGAAGAUAAUUCGAAAUUCGAGCGCAGGAAUUCGUUCGUCGAAACAUCGACGUUCAACCCGGACGUGCUGAAUAAAUUCCUCGAAGAGUACGCUACGAAGAUAAAAAGCACGACUGAGAAAAAUUACAAAUACCCGUUCACGGUUAUUGAACCUCCAGUCGAGCCUUUCCAACUUGAAGUUCAUGAUUCGGUGGCUGACGAGUCGGAAAUCAACGCCAAGGAAAAUACGACAGUGUACAGUAAUUCGAAACUUGAUCAUCCCCAAGGUGACGAAAACGCCAACGACACAUUUGAAAGGAACAAACAGUGGGGUGGCGGUAAUUCUUACGACGAUCGAACCGGCUGGGUUACCCUGGAAGCGAUCCCGUGGUCCAAGAGUAAGAUUUCGAAGUGGCAAGCAAACCAAGACGCGCAAAAACCUUGGCCGGAUCAUCGGCCUUGGGAGAAGCCUCAAAGCGUGGACAGACCCUGGCAACAGAGACCGUCGUACAACGACGAUAACGCUCCGUGGUACGAAAAGUCGAAGCCUCACUACCCAGACAACGCUGGUAACAAGAAACCGUGGUUCGAAUCCGACCGUCCGAAGCCCAACAAACCCUCGCGACCGUCGUACUUCGAUAACGGUGACGAUUUCGAAGACAGGCCUAGCUACGCCCAAAAGUGGCCUCCGGAAAAACCCUGGGACAAAUACGCGGACUCUUUCAAACAGACUCCGGACAUCAUCACCGACGAUAAACCGACGAAUUUUCCCAGCAACUGGGACAAGCCGCAGAUAUCGAAACCGUCCUACAAUUUGGACAGGUUUGGAGACGGCAAUCGCGAGCAAACAACGACCGGCUGGAACAGUCACAAGUACGAAUUUCCUCCGAAGUACGAGGAGCUGAAUAACAGACCGUCGAACUUUCCGCAACCUUCAUCGUCCUUCGACAGACCCCAUUUUUCUCACUAUCAGUACUCCACCGAUCAUCCACCCACCCAUCCCGCCAAUGGUGACGGACAGUGGGUUCUGCUUUCGACGAAUCGAGGAUACACCAAAUCUCGUCAAAGGUCGAUCAAAAUAUCAGCGACAAAUGCUGAGCCUCAGACCUUGACCGAUGUUAAUCGUGAGAAAAAUGGUCCGGAUCCAACUGUGGCAGUGAUGUCGUCAAGACGUCAAGUCAGAUUAACAGUUUUGCCUUCGGUGAACGGUACUAACACCACGACGUCCCACGGAGGCCUUUUGGAGGUUGAGAAGACGUUCAAGACCGUCGAUCAGAGCCAAAGAGAAUACGAAAAUACGAAACAGACAAUCGGUUCCCCCGUAUUGACCAAGAGGCCGAUUCGCAAUGCUGGUAACAAGCAGCCGUCGAAUUCGGCGGUUUUGGCAGCCGUCGGAGCCGGCAUGCUGCCGGCGACAAUGGCAAUGAUGAUACCGAUGAUGCUGGGGAGGAAAAAACGUGCCGCUAAUGCUGAAGAAUUCGAAAACACGUUGAAAUCGUCGAUCUUUGAACUGAAAGACGAUUUUAUCAGUAAGCUAAGCAACCGAAGAAAAUUUAGAAAAUUACGAAUGUAGUAGCUACUAUGUGCAAAUCCAAUCGGGUCGAGAUAAUUAUCGCCCAAAAGACAGGCCAAAAUUCAAAUUCAAUCAAUUCUUCAGAUUUUAAACGCCAGGUAUAUUAUACGUAUGUUGCUGGGGGUCUCAAAUUCUCGCUGCUUUGAGAGCAACAAUGUUUGCAUUCAACUUUAAUUAGCUAUUUAAGAUUUAUCUACAAUAAUAUAAGACAUUUUUUUUACAUAAAGUAUAUCACCUCACGCAAUGUCCGCCUCAUUAUCAUCAUAAGUGUUGGUAGCUGAGUUUUUUUAUAUCAUAAAUUAUUACGUAACUUAUUUCAUCUUAUUCAUCAUUUUCGCUUUGUUCUUAUAUUAUUUUCGUAUUUUAUCCGACUGACUUUAUUGGUAGAUAACUGCCAAUGUAGUUUUAAAAAAAAGUUUGAAUUAGAGUUUCGGUAAUGAUAACUCGUAUAUUGGUAAUUUUUUAAGCAACAUUAUUAUGACAAUAAAAGGUGCGAAAAUAUUCGUGAAAUCGAUUCGUGCAAGAUUUAAUUCUUUUAUUUACAUACGAUAUUUGAGUGAAAUUCCAUUACAAUGGAUACAUUUAUUUAUAUAUCUUGCAAUAAAUUAUUUUUUAAGAAUAACGCUUCAACCCCAUAUGCUUCCCUUUUUGAAAGUAAAGUGUAGGAAAAUGCGUUGUAGGUACAAUAUCAUCUUAAAUUUUCUAUACAUAUACAUGUAGGUGUAUGUAAUUUCAAUGAAGUUAAUAACGUUUGCGGGUAAAAUAUAUACCUAUAUCAUAAUAUACUAUGUGACAAUGUAUAAUUUGUUAUUCGUCGAUAAGAAAUUUUUAAUUUUUCCUCUUCAAAGUUUCUUACAAACAAAGAGAGCUUGAACGCCAGAAUUUCCCAUUGCCUGAUUGAAAUGAGCCUGGUUUAGAUAUUCAUUUGAAAAAGAUAUUGAAAAAUUCAUGGCCUUGUUACAAAAUGAACUCGAGCACAGUAAUCGGAUCGGUGCUCGAGCUCAUCUUUUACAAAUAAUAAAACUACACCGUAAUGCCACAUCGUCGCUGUGACUUGUAUUCGAUAAGUUCACGAU